Messenger RNA from Pongo pygmaeus (Bornean orangutan), 7327 nucleotides. RefSeq names its product adhesion G protein-coupled receptor L3 (gene ADGRL3). The transcript is spliced from 22 exons. Gene Ontology annotation, molecular function: G protein-coupled receptor activity; carbohydrate binding. NCBI's taxonomy places the organism in Eukaryota, Metazoa, Chordata, Mammalia, Primates, Hominidae. The coding region runs from base 1604 to 5971 and encodes 1455 amino acids. Gene Ontology annotation, biological process: cell surface receptor signaling pathway; adenylate cyclase-activating G protein-coupled receptor signaling pathway. The record is from RefSeq and is a predicted model, not a curated record. Gene Ontology annotation, cellular component: plasma membrane.
UCUGGCCUCGGCUCGGGCCCCGGCUGCGCCUACCCCGCGCGGGCUGCACGGCCCCCGCGCGCCAGCGCUCUGACCCGCUCUCUGCGCGUCGCCCCUCUCGCCUGCUGGCCCGGCACCGCUCGCUCCAGUUCCCAGGAGCGGGGAUGCAGAUGCUGCAGCUGGUCGGGGUGGGCGCCGCCGCCGCCGCCGCUGCUGGUUUUUCUCGGACUGCUCGUUGCCUCCGCUCCGGCAGCUGCUGCCGCCGCCGCCGCCGCCUGUGACUCGCCCCCUCCCCUUUCUUUCUUCUCUUUUUGCCUCGGUCCUCUUCCUACGGGUGUGCGCGCGCGCGGGUUGCACGGUUUGCUUUGGCAGGAGCUCGCUCGUGUGUGCGCGUGUGUGAGUGUGCGUGUCUGGAGAGCGCCAGUGCCUCGCUCGCUCCUGGGGAGUCGAAGAAGAGAAAGAACCGAAGAGACAGCAGCGGCGGCGCGGAGCCCGGGGCCGCGCGAUGAAGCUCCCACAUGCCCGCAGCUGCCCGGCCCGGCCGGCGAGCUAAUCAGCCACCCCACGGGCUCUGGGCUCGCCGGCCCCCGGGACGCAGCCCUCGGCGGCCGGGCGCCCGCUCUGUCCGCGCGCCCCCUCCGUGCACCGGGGAAGGAGUUUGUGUGGCUCUCGCUCCGGCUGUCCGCGGAGGUUGCGGGCGUGAGAGGGGACCCUCGGCUGGGAGAGAACCUCGGAAGGACGAGGAGGAGGACGGUUUGGCGGAGAAGCCACCCCUGGCCCUCGCGGCUCCCCCUACCUAUUCCAUCGCUCCCGCUCCGAGGCGGAAAGGGGAGGACGUGGAAGAAGAAAAAGAAAGAGAAGGGGGGUGGGGUGGGAGAACUGGAUAUAAAGAUCGGCUGGGGGGAUGGUGGAAGAUAUUUGGUCUCUUCGGCAGCGUCUUUUCUUAAGCGGCAGCGGCAGCGGCAGCAGCAGCAAGAGGAGGAGAAGCAGCCCCAGCUAUGACUGCCGCAUGUUAAUAGCUGCCGCUGGGUCCCUCGGCUGCUGCUGGAGACAGAGCCUGACUCCGAAGUUGUGCAACUGUGGACUGGGAGAGACAUUUGAACCCUCUUUUCUCUUCGCUCCGCUUUUGCCCCCUUGGGGUGUGUGAAGCGAGGAACGUAAAGGAAGGCGAGCAUUUGGCUCUCUUUUUCCUUCCCCUUUAUCCGUGGCUGUGUAGCAGAAGAAAGGGAAGAGAGACUUUUUGUUGUUGUUUCCUUGACUGGGGUCUCCACCCUCCUGCUGCUUUCUCUGCGCUUCGAUUCUCGUUAUUUGCCGCGUGUGGUUGGGGGUGUCUGCACAGGGGCCGGACGGUCUUUUGCCCCGGGCUCAAUGGCUGGAUUGUGGAAACUGCACCCGCCUUCAGGUUGUUGAGCAACUGAUGGGACGAUCUCAGGGACCGGCGGUUACGAAAGGUUUCAGAUUUGGGAUAUUGGUGUUUCUGUUUCGGAGAAAUUAUUCUUUUUCUUUUUAAUUUGAAGAAAAAUCAUCAGUCUUGGAAUACAGAAGAGGAACUGGAAAUAUAUGUAUUUUGUUUCACAUUUGAACAGUCAUUCUUGAGGAAUACUCCAUACCUGAGUAGACAGCCAUGUGGCCAUCGCAGCUACUAAUUUUCAUGAUGCUCUUAGCUCCAAUAAUUCAUGCUUUCAGCCGUGCCCCAAUUCCAAUGGCUGUGGUCCGCAGAGAGCUAUCCUGUGAGAGCUAUCCUAUAGAGCUUCGCUGUCCAGGAACAGACGUCAUCAUGAUAGAAAGUGCCAACUAUGGCAGGACUGAUGACAAAAUUUGUGACUCUGACCCUGCUCAGAUGGAGAAUAUCCGAUGUUAUCUGCCAGAUGCCUAUAAGAUUAUGUCUCAAAGAUGCAAUAACAGAACCCAGUGUGCAGUGGUGGCAGGUCCUGAUGUUUUUCCAGACCCGUGUCCAGGAACCUAUAAAUACCUUGAAGUGCAGUAUGAAUGUGUCCCUUACAUUUUUCUUUGUCCUGGACUACUAAAAGGAGUAUACCAGAGUGAACAUUUGUUUGAGUCUGACCACCAAUCUGGGGCGUGGUGCAAAGACCCUCUGCAGGCAUCUGACAAGAUUUAUUAUAUGCCCUGGACUCCCUACAGAACUGAUACCCUGACUGAGUAUUCAUCCAAGGAUGACUUCAUUGCUGGAAGACCAACUACAACCUACAAGCUCCCUCAUAGGGUGGAUGGCACAGGAUUUGUAGUGUAUGAUGGAGCUUUGUUCUUCAACAAAGAGCGCACCAGGAACAUAGUAAAGUUUGAUUUGCGGACUAGGAUAAAGAGUGGAGAGGCUAUUAUAGCAAAUGCCAAUUACCAUGAUACCUCCCCUUACCGAUGGGGAGGCAAAUCUGACAUAGACCUGGCAGUAGAUGAGAAUGGGCUAUGGGUAAUCUAUGCAACAGAACAAAACAAUGGUAAAAUUGUCAUUAGUCAAUUGAACCCUUACACCCUGCGGAUAGAAGGAACAUGGGAUACUGCAUAUGAUAAAAGGUCAGCUUCCAAUGCCUUUAUGAUUUGUGGAAUUCUGUAUGUGGUCAAAUCUGUAUAUGAGGAUGAUGACAAUGAGGCCACUGGAAAUAAGAUUGACUACAUUUACAACACUGACCAAAGCAAGGAUAGUUUGGUGGAUGUACCCUUUCCUAAUUCAUACCAGUACAUUGCAGCUGUGGAUUACAACCCCAGGGACAACCUACUUUAUGUAUGGAAUAACUAUCACGUCGUGAAAUAUUCUUUGGAUUUUGGACCUCUGGAUAGUAGAUCAGGGCAGGCACAUCAUGGACAAGUUUCAUACAUUUCUCCACCAAUUCACCUUGACUCUGAGCUAGAAAGACCCUCUGUUAAAGAUAUCUCUACCACAGGACCUCUUGGCAUGGGAAGCACUACCACCAGUACCACCCUUCGGACCACAACUUUGAGCCCAGGAAGGAGUACCACCCCGUCAGUGUCAGGAAGAAGAAACCGGAGUACUAGCACCCCAUCUCCAGCUGUCGAGGUGCUUGAUGACAUGACCACACACCUUCCAUCAGCAUCGUCCCAAAUCCCAGCUCUCGAAGAGAGCUGUGAGGCUGUGGAAGCCCGAGAAAUCAUGUGGUUUAAGACUCGUCAGGGACAGAUAGCAAAGCAGCCAUGCCCUGCAGGAACUAUAGGUGUAUCAACUUAUCUAUGCCUUGCUCCUGAUGGAAUUUGGGAUCCCCAAGGACCAGAUCUCAGCAACUGUUCUUCUCCUUGGGUCAAUCAUAUAACACAGAAGUUGAAAUCUGGUGAAACAGCUGCCAACAUUGCUAGAGAGCUGGCUGAACAGACAAGAAAUCACUUGAAUGCUGGGGACAUCACCUACUCUGUCCGGGCCAUGGACCAGCUGGUAGGCCUCCUAGAUGUACAACUUCGGAACUUGACCCCAGGUGGAAAAGAUAGUGCUGCCCGGAGUUUGAACAAGCUUCAGAAAAGAGAGCGCUCUUGCAGAGCCUAUGUCCAGGCAAUGGUCGAGACAGUUAACAACCUCCUUCAACCACAAGCUUUGAAUGCAUGGAGAGACCUGACUACGAGCGAUCAGCUGCGUGCGGCCACCAUGUUGCUUCAUACUGUAGAGGAAAGUGCUUUUGUGCUGGCUGAUAACCUUUUGAAGACUGACAUUGUCAGGGAGAACACAGACAAUAUUAAAUUGGAAGUUGCAAGACUGAGCACAGAAGGAAGCUUAGAAGACCUAAAAUUUCCAGAAAACAUGGGCCACGGAAGCACUAUCCAGUUGUCUGCAAAUACUUUAAAGCAAAAUGGCCGAAAUGGAGAGAUCAGAGUGGCCUUUGUCCUGUAUAACAACUUGGGUCCUUAUUUGUCCACGGAGAAUGCCAGUAUGAAGUUGGGAACGGAAGCUUUGUCGACAAAUCAUUCUGUUAUUGUCAAUUCCCCUGUUAUUACGGCAGCAAUAAACAAAGAGUUCAGUAACAAGGUUUAUUUGGCUGAUCCUGUGGUGUUUACUGUUAAACAUAUCAAGCAGUCAGAGGAAAAUUUCAACCCUAACUGUUCAUUUUGGAGCUACUCCAAGCGUACAAUGACAGGUUAUUGGUCAACACAAGGCUGUCGGCUCCUGACAACAAAUAAGACACAUACUACAUGCUCUUGUAACCACCUAACAAAUUUUGCAGUACUGAUGGCACAUGUGGAAGUUAAGCACAGUGAUGCGGUCCAUGACCUCCUUCUGGAUGUGAUCACGUGGGUUGGAAUUUUGCUGUCCCUUGUUUGUCUCCUGAUUUGCAUCUUCACAUUUUGCUUUUUCCGCGGGCUCCAGAGUGACCGUAACACCAUCCACAAGAACCUCUGCAUCAGUCUCUUUGUAGCAGAGCUGCUCUUCCUGAUUGGGAUCAACCGAACUGACCAACCAAUUGCCUGUGCUGUUUUCGCUGCCCUCUUACAUUUCUUCUUCUUGGCUGCCUUCACCUGGAUGUUCCUGGAGGGGGUGCAGCUUUAUAUCAUGCUGGUGGAGGUUUUUGAGAGUGAACAUUCACGUAGGAAAUACUUUUAUCUGGUCGGCUAUGGGAUGCCUGCACUCAUUGUGGCUGUGUCAGCUGCAGUAGACUACAGGAGUUAUGGAACAGAUAAAGUAUGUUGGCUCCGACUUGACACCUACUUCAUUUGGAGUUUUAUAGGACCAGCAACCUUGAUAAUUAUGCUUAAUGUAAUCUUCCUUGGGAUUGCUUUAUAUAAAAUGUUUCAUCAUACUGCUAUACUGAAACCUGAAUCAGGCUGUCUUGAUAACAUCAAGUCAUGGGUUAUAGGUGCAAUAGCUCUUCUCUGCCUAUUAGGAUUGACCUGGGCCUUUGGACUCAUGUAUAUUAAUGAAAGCACAGUCAUCAUGGCGUAUCUCUUCACCAUUUUCAAUUCUCUACAGGGAAUGUUUAUAUUUAUUUUCCAUUGUGUCCUACAGAAGAAGGUACGAAAAGAGUAUGGGAAAUGCCUGCGAACACAUUGCUGUAGUGGCAAAAGUACAGAGAGUUCCAUUGGUUCAGGGAAAACAUCUGGUUCUCGAACUCCUGGACGCUACUCCACAGGCUCACAGAGCCGAAUCCGUAGAAUGUGGAAUGACACGGUUCGAAAGCAGUCAGAGUCUUCCUUUAUUACUGGAGACAUAAACAGUUCAGCGUCACUCAACAGAGAGGGGCUUCUGAACAAUGCCAGGGAUACAAGUGUCAUGGAUACUCUACCACUGAAUGGUAACCAUGGCAAUAGUUACAGCAUUGCCAGCGGCGAAUACCUGAGCAACUGUGUGCAAAUCAUAGACCGUGGCUAUAACCAUAACGAGACCGCCCUAGAGAAAAAGAUUCUGAAGGAACUCACUUCCAACUAUAUCCCUUCUUACCUGAACAACCAUGAGCGCUCCAGUGAACAGAACAGGAAUCUGAUGAACAAGCUGGUGAAUAACCUUGGCAGUGGAAGGGAAGAUGAUGCCAUUGUCCUGGAUGAUGCCACCUCGUUUAACCACGAGGAGAGUUUGGGCCUGGAACUCAUUCAUGAGGAAUCUGAUGCUCCUUUGCUGCCCCCAAGAGUAUACUCCACCGAGAACCACCAGCCACUCUAUUAUACCAGAAGGCGGAUCCCCCAAGACCACAGUGAGAGCUUUUUCCCUUUGCUAACCAAUGAGCACACAGAAGAUCUCCAGUCACCCCAUAGAGACUCUCUCUAUACCAGCAUGCCGACACUGGCUGGUGUGGCCGCCACAGAGAGUGUUACCACCAGCACCCAGACCGAACCUCCACCGGCCAAAUGUGGUGAUGCCGAAGAUGUUUACUACAAAAGCAUGCCAAACCUAGGCUCCAGAAACCACGUCCAUCAGCUGCAUACUUACUACCAGCUAGGUCGCGGCAGCAGUGAUGGAUUUAUAGUUCCUCCAAACAAAGAUGGGACCCCUCCCGAGGGAAGUUCAAGAGGACCUGCUCAUUUGGUCACUAGUCUAUAGAAGAUGACAUGGAAAUUGAAACCAACAAAACUGCUAACACCUUGUUGACCGUUCUGAGUUGAUAUAAGCAGUGGUAAUAAUGUGUGUACUCCUAAAUCUUUAUGCUGUCCUCAAAAGACAAAUACAAACUCUCAGACUUUUUUUUUUUAAUGGGAUUUUUAGGUCAGCCCAGGGGAGAAAGAUAACUGCUAAAAUUCCCCUGUACCCCAUCCUUUCUUGUCCUUUCCCCUUCAGAUGGAGACUUCAUUAUGUUAAUGAACAAGAUAUGAAGAAAAUGGCACUCAUUGUGGCCUUGUUGAGUUAUGUUGUGUAUGUUUUAACAUCUCUGAUGCUCUGUUACUAAAAUUACAAGGACCUGCUUUUUAAAAGGCCAGAACAAUUGUCUGAAAUUAGUAACAAUGCUGCAUCUAGAUUGGAGUGCUGCACAAACAAACAUAAGAGCAAAGCAAAACUGUAUCACAUAGGGUUUUUGGUCACUCACAACCUGAAUUCACCACAGCUGCAAUAGCUGUGGAAAACAAAAUAAAACAACAAAAUUAAUAAUGAAAUGGAGGGGAAUUCUAGAAUUAUAUGCUAAAUGCAUAUUUUAUGAUUUGCUGUAUUAACUGAUGAUAAAACUAAUGGCAGAAAAAAAAGUUGAACGAUUUCUAUGUAAUGUACAGAUACUAGCAUUGCACAUAUAGUCUGCUUUCUGUUCCUCCAGAAUUUGAGUCCUGUUAAUGUAGUAGAAAAAAAAAAAGAAAUUUUCUUUUUCUUUUGUGCUGGUCUUGCAAGUUUGUCUACCAGUAAGAGAGCAAAGUUUCCUUCCUUUCUUCUCUUUCUUCAUUUUCUUUUUUUCUUCUUUGCCUUUUUUUCCUUUAAAAUUUCGCCUGGCAAAAAAUAAAUAAAUGGAGCUAUCACUUUAUAAGAAUCAUUUUCUAGUAAUGCAAACAAAUUAUUUUUUACAAAAAAAAUAAAAUAAAUAAAAUUAGACUUCCUUCCCUCACUAUAUAUCUUUAUGCAGUCAGAAUGUUUCAACAGUGUUUUUUGCAAAUUAGAGAAGGACAAACAUUUAUGUUUACAGGGCACGUCUGUUGUAAUGCAAAGCUUAUUUGGCAAGCAGUUCAUCACCAGGACACUAGCUAUGAUUCUAGAAGUCAAAAGGUGUCUAUAGAACUAGUGGGGCUUCUGCAUGUGAGAAACGGUUUUCCAUAGGCAUUAAAGUGCUGAAUGCUCAGUCUGAUCCCCAAGUGGGCACCUGCACUACCACUUUUUAGAGGAAAUUCACUCCCUCAUAAGAAUUGGAAGGUCAAAUUAUUUUGAAGUGAUUUUUUUUUAAAAAGUCUUCUGUUUAUUAAAAGGAAAAUUUAUUUAUUU